ACCCAAUCCUCGCCCUGUCUGCCGCGGAUUCAGAUUUUGGAUCUGUGACCUGGACUGGAUCCAGUGAGGAUUUUUCCUUUCCGGAAAGUGGAUUGUGAUCGAAAUGAACUCGUGGAAGCUUUAACAGCGGGAUGUUUUGCGGUUUACGGGAGUGAAAAGCAAAACCUCGGCUUUGAAAGGCGUCGAAGCUGCUUUCUUUUGGUGAUAAGAUGAAGCGGAUAACGGGAAAGACGAAAGAUGCCACUCUUCUGGAGAUGACAAACAAAGCGGACGCUCAUCUAGAAGAUGGUUUUGCAGUAUUGACAGGUUACAGGAAGACCUUUCUCACAGACAAUAAUGGCAGUGUCCUUUCCACCUCAGACAAAGAAACACAAUUACCGGGCCAUCGGGAGAUUGAUAAACUGCAGCAGAACAGCGACUCCGUGUAUUUCAGAGAUGGCAUACGACGCAUCGAUUUUGUCCUGUCUUACACUGACGAGAAAGACGGAGACAAGAAAGCGGAGAGAAGAAGAGAGUUUGAGGCCAACCUUGAAGAUGCAGGUCUGGAGCUGGAGACUGAGGAUAAACUGGAUUCAGAUGACCAUAAAACAUACUAUCUGAAAAUUCAUGCACCAUGGGAAGUCUUGGCUACCUAUGCAGAAGUGCUGAAGAUCAAGGUGCCUUUUAAGAAGACGGACAUCCCGAAAGGACGGGAAAUCUCACUGGCUUGGCUCACACAGCUUAUCCGCCUUCCCAGGAACAUCAUGAAUCCUGACCCUGAUUACUACACUGCACCCUUCAACAAGAACAAAGUCGACUUCUUCCUGAUUGAGGACAGGGCGACCUUCUUCCCACCCUCCACCCGCAACAGGAUUGUCUAUUAUAUUCUUACAAGAUGUCCAUACUACAAGAAGGAUCGAGUAGAUAGAGAAAAGACUGGAAUUAAGAGACUCUUGAACAACGGCACCUACACAUAUGCCUACCCGCUCCAUGAUUGCCGCUAUUGGAAGAGAGCAAAUGAUCCACAAUGUGAAAGUGAAAGAUUUCACCUGUAUAAGUAUUGGGCUCGCUUUCUCUGCUUCUAUAAAGAACAACCUCUCAACCUAAUCAGGAAAUACUAUGGUGAGAAGAUUGGCAUCUACUUUGCUUGGCUCGGCUUCUACACAGAGAUGCUGUUUUUUGCUGCUGUCAUGGGUGUCAUCUGUUUUGUGUAUGGUUUACUCAGCUAUGAUGAUAACAUAACAAGUAAAGAGAUCUGCGACCCCAAUAUUGGCGGAACCAUUGUCAUGUGUCCUUUGUGUGAUAAGAAGUGCACCUACUGGAAACUCAACUCAACUUGUUUGUCAUCAUGGCAAUCCCAUCUGUUUGACAACGAGGGAACUGUGUUCUUUGCCAUCUUCAUGGGAAUUUGGGUAACUCUAUUUCUGGAAUUAUGGAAGCGGAGGCAGGCGAGGCUGGAGUACGAGUGGGAUUUGGUGGAUUUUGAAGAAGAGCAGCAGCAGCUUCAAAUCAGACCUGAGUUUGAGUUGAAGUGCACCAACCGCCGUCCCAAUCGUGUCACACAGGAAAUGGAGCCAUAUUUGCCUUUAAGCAGCAAGUGUGCUCGCUUCUGCUUCUCUGGAGCUACAGUUUUGUUCUGGACUUUCCUGAUCGUGGCCUGUAUAAUGGGAGUGAUUGCAUACAGGUUAGCAGUUUAUGCAGCUUUUGCUAGCAUCAUGAAGGACAGCACGACCAGCAAGAUCCAGCUUGUGGGGUCUCUGAUUACUCCACAGUUGGCCACCUCAGUUACAGCAUCCUGCAUCAAUUUUGCUAUUAUCCUCAUCCUCAACCUGCUGUAUGAACAUGUGGCUAUACGUAUCACUGAUAUGGAAAUCCCCAAAACACAUCUGGAAUAUGAGAACAAGCUGACCAUGAAGAUGUUCAUGUUCCAAUUUGUCAAUUACUACUCCUCCUGCUUCUAUGUUGCCUUCUUUAAAGGCAAGUUUGUGGGUUACCCAGGCAACUACCACUACAUGUAUGGAAAGUGGACUAAACUGAGAAAUGAGGAGUGUGCUCCAGGAGGCUGUCUGAUAGAGCUCACCACUCAGCUAGUGAUUGUCAUGACAGGCAAACAACUCGUGGGAAAUAUACAGGAAGCUUUGUUACCGUUACUAAAGAAUUGGUGGAUCAGCAGGAAAGGUCGAAACCACCCAGAGAGCCGGUACAACCGAUGGGAGCAAGACCAUGACUUACAAAGCUUUGGCCAGUUUGGUCUUUUCUACGAAUACUUGGAGAUGGUGAUCCAGUUUGGUUUCAUCACAUUAUUUGUGGCUUCAUUUCCACUUGCUCCACUACUCGCUCUCUUUAACAACAUCCUUGAAGUGCGCGUGGAUGCAUGGAAGUUUACAACACAGUUCCGUAGGCCGGUUGCCGCCAAGGCACGCAAUAUUGGAGCCUGGCAGGAGAUCCUAAAUGUGGUGGCUAUUUUAUCUGUUGUCACAAAUGCCUUCAUCAUGGCUUUUACCUCUGACAUGAUCCCUCGUCUAGUGUACCUGUACGUCUACCAUACUGGUAAUAAGACUACUAUGGAAGGCUACAUUAACAAGAGUCUUUCUGUGUAUGAAAUCGCCAAGCUCCAUCCAGAUAACAAACCAGAUGAUGAAGAGAACCCCUCUUGGUUCAAUGAGUCCAUCAUCACAACAUGCAGAUAUCGAGACUACCGUUAUCCACCAGGCCAUCAGAGGGAAUAUUCACAAACCAUGCAGUUCUGGCAUAUUCUUGCAGCCAAGAUGGCCUUUAUUAUCAUCAUGGAGCAUGUGGUGUUUGUGGUGAAGUUCUUUGUGGCGUGGCUGAUCCCUGACGUGCCAUCAGAAGUUAAGGACCGCAUAAAGCAUGAGCGCUACUUGGUGCAGGAGCAUCUGCAUGACUACGACGUUAAGAAGAUCACACUGCAGCUCAGUCAGAGCAAGGCCACUGACCUUAGUCACACAACAGAGAGCAGCUCGCUGCUCCUUUCUGACAAGAUUGAAGUCCUAUCUGAGUGUAUUUAAGGAGUCCUGAGACUGCAGGAGUAUGAGGAGGUUGCCAGCCAGUUAUGAGUUUCUGGAGUGUGAUUAAACCUGAACCAUGCUGUAAUGCAUGAGCAAGCUAAAUCUGCCUGUAGCCUUAAAUCUAUAGGAACCCUAUAAUCUCACUUUCCAUUAUAAUAAGGAAAGUGGGGACAAGCCAGGAGUUUGUGGCCAUCUGUAUUCCUUAUUUGCAGUGCCAUCCGACACUUGUUUCUCCAGCAUGCCGUGCUCUUUCAGUAUUUGAGACCGCUGUGACAGGCAUGACAUUUUUGGCGGAUUUCGUGAUUUGGACAGCACUCUGAAAUGACUCUCUUGUCUUUUUACCUUGUAAAGCAAUGGCAAGUAAAAUGUGAACAAACAAGAAUGAUUAUAUGAUUUUUGAAGAAUUCCUUUUAAGCUAAAUAAGCUUUUAUAUUCUUUUUAUUCAAUAUUAUUCUCCUGUUUCAUUUUUUCCAGAAGAAUCUGCCCUAAUGUGAUGCACUGUGUUUUUAUGUUUUUUAGUUAUUUUUGUCUCUUUGUUCAGAUGCAGUGUUAAUAAUUCUUUUUUAUAAUACUCUAUGUCUUUAAGGUGUAAAAUUGUCUUUAGGAACCCUUUUGGAGUAUCAUCCAUCCAGACACUCAUGUUGUACUGAUCACAAGUAAAGUCAUGUCAUGUUGUUCUCGGUACAAUAUUUAUGCUUUCUUUUGCACUGUUGGUUGGACCUACAGUAUGUACAGUCAUUUGUUAGAUUUGGAGGUGAAAUAGUGCAACGUGUACAACAUUUACAAUAAACAGUUACUUUAAUUUUAAAACUGUUAAAACACAGAGAAGAAAAGGUAAAGGAUUACACUAAAUAUUUGAUGAAAACAUUAACAGUUUUAUGACUGAAGCCUGACAUCUACUAAAGAACUCUUAAGUCAACUGGAAUGAAUAUAUUGCACUACAAUGUGUUGGAAUAGAAGAUGCAUGUGCAUGUAGGUAUAUAGCAAGAUUUAAAGAUCUACCCAAAAAGAAAUACUGAACUUUAUUUAAGCUCCAGAGAGCAAUACAUGUUUAUGGGAUUCAGGUGUGCAUUAGGUUUCCCAGUAAUAUAUAUAAGAUAAAUAGCCAUGUACUAUGUAAAAUAAAUUUAGGCAGAAUGAAGCAAACAUUUGAGAGUGUACAUCUAGUCUAUACACAAGCAAUGAAGAACCACAUCCAGAGGUGUUUUGAUCAUUAGAGAAUUUGUCUUGUGUCUCCUUAUCCUUUAUUAUGUAUAGGUUUCAUGUAUGCUUUUUUGUGUGUUCUUAGCAGUUCAAGUUUCAGACAAUGCCGUGUUUAUAAGCAUCAGAGAAGACUUGUAAAACACUAAGAUCGAUGUAUAUCGAUUAAGUGACAACUGUUACAUUUCUUAUCACAAUGUUACAUACAAUCUUUUUUUACUUCUACUAGUCUUAUUUAUUCAUGCCAUCAUGUUGGGAAGGUAAAUGAAUGCUGUUAUACUGUUAAAUUCCUGCAGCUGUGUAUGUUAGUAUUAAAUUUUCUUUAUUACAUUUUCUUUUUCAUUAAAACAUCUUUUUGAAGACUUCCACUAAAAGUGUCCAUUUGGGAAAUUGUAAAGCUUUCUUUCUCUGCUUUAAGUUUAUAUCUCAGGGAAGUCAACCUUCCAAUGAUCAUGGUGUGUACUGUUGUGUAUAGGUUUGGUCGAAGUUUGCAUCAGCCUUAAAUUGUUUACUCUUGUCUUCUUUUAAGUGAAUUAUUUUCGAAUAAUGGUGCUAUUUCACCAUUUAAUUGUUUGUAUGUGAUCUCAUGCCCCAUGUUCCUGCAUGACUCUAAAAAUAAAAUGUGUUUAUAAUAA
This is a messenger RNA of Silurus meridionalis, 4843 nucleotides long. It is a transcript of the gene ano5b, whose product is annotated as anoctamin 5b. Gene Ontology annotation, molecular function: chloride channel activity; protein dimerization activity. The record is from RefSeq and is a predicted model, not a curated record. Lineage: Eukaryota; Metazoa; Chordata; Actinopteri; Siluriformes; Siluridae. Bases 210 to 3008 code for a protein of 932 amino acids. The transcript has 21 exons. Gene Ontology annotation, biological process: chloride transmembrane transport. Gene Ontology annotation, cellular component: plasma membrane.